AUGGAUAGAGAUAGUUCUUUGAGUUGCAGUUGCAAGAAGUUUGAAGUGAAGGGCAUAGUAUGUCGACAUUGUUUGAAGGUGCUUAGAAAUAUAUUCAAUGCAAUGGACCUUCCUGCACAAUACAUACUGAAACGAUGGACUAAAAAAACAAGGGCUGAAAGUAUGAAAAAUAGCCGUGGGUAUGCCGUCAAGGCUGAUGUGAAACUACAUCAAAGCGAUCAAUAUAGGUCAUUGAUGAAUAUGUUUAGAGCAAUAACAAGUAGAGCCGCUGAAAGUAAAGAAACUUAUCAUUUGUCACUUGCAAAAGGUGAAGAAUUGAGUGUAUUGGUUGAAGACAAAUUAAGUGUGCACAGUUGUGGUCAAGUGGACGUCACUGAACUGAGAAAUUCCUCAACUAACACAUGCCCACAGAGUGAUGAAGUAGAUUGUCCAAUCCAAGCUAAGGGACUCGAGAAAAGACAAGCAACUAGUAAGGGAAGAAGGAGGAUCAAGGGCGAGAUGGAAAAAUCUAUUGCAAAGAAGAAAAGAGUGUAA
This is a messenger RNA of Camellia sinensis, 534 nucleotides long. Lineage: Eukaryota; Viridiplantae; Streptophyta; Magnoliopsida; Ericales; Theaceae. The record is from RefSeq and is a predicted model, not a curated record.